Molecule: messenger RNA, 7533 nt
Organism: Diorhabda carinulata
Lineage: Eukaryota; Metazoa; Arthropoda; Insecta; Coleoptera; Chrysomelidae
Exons: 2
Coding region: 4766-6472 (568 amino acids)
Biological process (GO): DNA integration
Molecular function (GO): nucleic acid binding
Source: RefSeq, a predicted model, not a curated record
AAAGUUAAGGCAUAUAACAUUCGGUUCGUUUUUACGAUUUAUUGACUAUUCGAACAAGUAAAGUUAAAUUAUUGGAACUCUUAGUUGGGCGAACUGAUUAACUCAACUAGAAGAUCUGUGUUGUGCUAGAAACCGGAAGAAUCAAGAGGAUAUUGGUUGUUCCUGUGCAGUCCGAGCCAAUGGAAAGGAUCUUCAUUCUAUUGCUGUUCGUCACCGCCGGAGACGCAACAGUCAAUAUAAAAGAUGUUACCUAUAACUUGGGAAUACUUCCCAUAAAUCUUGGAUAUGCCAAGCUGCAGAAAUCCAGUCAUACCUUUGUUCAUUUUUAUAAUUUAAGUCCACUACUCGUAGAAUAUAAUAAGUUAAGUAUACAAUAUAAUCACAUUAAAUAUAAUAUGUCUAAUAAUACAUUUUUUCAUUCUGAAACAGAAAAUAUUGUAAUUAUAAUGGAGUACACUAGGAAUAGUAUAGAAGAAAAAUUUGAUAACUGUUUGAUUUUGUUUUAAUUUUAGUUUAAUUUUUAUUUAGAAAUUCAUUCUACUCUACGCCUCUGGCAGUCUCUCUUUCUUCGUUACUUGUCGUUUUUAUGUAGCGACACGAGAACGAGUAUGUGUAUUAUAUAGACCGAAGUAAGAACGUUUUUGGUUCUAAUAAAAGAAGCUUUGCUUCCAGAAAAUAAAUGGGACUUUGUUUCAUUUAAAAUAAAUAGAAAAUUUAAAUACAAAAUAAAAUUAUACAGUCCACAUCAUUCAAUACAACAUUUUGGUCCUUCGAGCCGGAUGUUUAACAAAUUAUAAAUAAAUAAAAUUGUAUUGUGCACAAGAAGAUCCGUUCAAAUUACCGCAACAGGAAGAAGAAACCUGUAAGUCCUUUCCAUUUUAUUAUUUAUUCCUCCUCAUAGUGUCGUCGAUUUCUGAUGGAAGAGUUUUUUUAUUAUUGCUUUGCAGUAAAUAAUAUAUAGUUCAAUACAAUUGCAACAUAAAAUAUUUCAGGUUAACGUUAAACAAAACUAUAGGUAUUACCUUGUCGGUAAGGCACACUUAUUUGACGUAAAUUUAAAGACAGGUAAAAAUUGGUUUCAAUAUAGGAAUAUAGUAUUGUUCUUUACUUUAUUAUAAAAAAAUUGCCUUGUUUUCUUGCUCAAAUAUUAUCAUUCAAUAUUAAGGUAUCGAGAUGAAUUCACAAGUAAUUAGCAAUUAAUAUAAAUAUCGAUUAAUACACAACAAAUUAUCUUGAAUUAUUCAUGUUGUAUCUUUAGAAAGGUAUUUGCAAUAUUUGCAUCCUAGAUCCUAGUAAGAAAGUAAUAUACUCCGUUUUUUUCAUUAGCCAAGUAGACAUAACAUUCGGACGUCGCCAGCGGAGCGGCUAAGUACAAAAGGGUCGCAGUUUUUCUGUAAAGUUAUUACUAGUAAACAAAUCAAAACUCAUUCCAUAGGCGCGCGAUAAAAAUAAAAUAAAAUGGCAGAGUCGGAAAAAAUGAAGAAUUUAUAUAAGAAAAGGUCUAUUAUUAAGGCAUCAGUUACAAGGUUUGAGAAUUUUUUGAAGGAAAUCGACAAGAUCCCCCAAAAAGAAUUUACGUAGCCGAUAGAUUCGAAAGAUUUAAAGUAUCUUUAGACGAUUUUGAAGCAAUUCAAUCGGAAAUUGAGGAAAAUUUAGAAGAUACGGAAAGAAAUCAAAUUGUUUUUGAUAAGGAUCGUAGAGAAUUUGAAAACAAAUUUUAUGAGUUACUAAAUGAUGCUAAAACCUUGAUGAACACGAACGAUGGUGUAUCAGAUAUUGAAUCUUUGAUAGUCGAUAGUUCUAGGCCGCGAUCAGGUAUAUCUCAUAAUCUAAGAUUACCAAAAAUUUCCUUACCAUCUUUUUCUGGUGAAGAAAAUUGUUGGUCAUCAUUUCACGACCGAUUUAAAUCACUAAUUCAUGAUGAUUCGAGUUUGUCUACAACAGAAAAAUUCUUCUGUUUGCAAUCAGCAGUAAAAGGUGAAGCUGCAAAAUUAAUAGGUGACUUAGAAAGUACUGAUUCAAAUUAUGAAAUAGCAUGGGAUAUGUUAAAAGACAGGUACGAGGAUACAACAUCUUUGAUUAAAAUCCAUUUAAAAAAUAUUUUUGAUUUGCCUAAAAUCAAUAAAGAAAAUUUUUCUGACUUAAGAAAUUUCUUAGACAUAUUCAAUUUAAAUUAUAGAGCAUUAAGGCAACUAAAAGAACCCGUAGAUGAGUGGGACAGAAUUUUAUUAUUUUUAUUAGAAGAGAAACUUGACAAAUAUACACGUAAGGAAUGGGAAACUAAAAUACAUAAAAUAAAAUCCCCGAAAAUUGAUUUAUUUGUUGACUUUUUAAAUGAAAGAUGCAGCAUAAAUAAAAAUAUAAAUAAUAAUACCAAUGUAAAACAGAAUAAAGUGUUAAGUCACGCUUCUUUACAGACUAAAGGUCAAUUUUGUAUAUAUUGCAAUAAAUCUGAUCAUUUAAUUUAUAAUUGUGAAAGUUUUUUGCGGUUAGAUGCAGUCUCUAGGCUAAAUUCAGUAAGGAAAUUAAAGGGUUGCGUAAAUUGUCUUCGAAAGGGCCACUUUGCUAAUGUUUGUAGAGGAUACAAUUGUAGCAUAUGUAACAAGAAACAUAACGUAUUAUUACAUAUAAAUGAAGCUAGUAAUGCAACUAAAUUUUUUAAUACUAAAGGAAAUUUGUCUAAUACAACAAAUAACGAAAAUGAACUUGAAAUUAAAUCUACAAUCGUCAAAAGUGGUGAAACUGCAUCCGAAAUUAAUAGUUUGAGUUCUACAAGUAUUUUUAAUAACUGUGUUAUUUUAUCCACUGCAUUGAUAGAUAUCUUCGAUGUUAAUAAUAAACCAGUGCGGUGCAGAGCUCUUUUGGAUUCCGGAAGCCAAAGUUCAUUUUGUACGACCGAGUUAGCACAUGCAUUGAAUUUACCAUAUAAAUCUGUUUCAAUUCCAGUAGUAGGUAUAAAUGCAACAAAUUCUACGAAUGUUUCUAAAAUUUUUCAGGCAAAAAUAAAAUCAAUUCAUACUGAAUUUGAAGCAAAUUUACCAUUUUUAGUCAUAGAUCAAAUUACAGGUAAGGUACCACAGUUUAAUAUAGAUCUUUCAAACAUUAAAAUUCCUAAAAAUUUAUUGCUGGCUGACAUUACUUUUGAUACAUCAGCUAAAAUUGACAUUUUGCUUGGUUGUAAUAUAUUUUACGAACUUUUAUUAAGCAAUCAAAUCAAGUUAGGGAAGAGGCUACCUAUUCUACAGGAAUCGCAUUUGGGGUGGAUCAUUUCAGGAAAUUUUACAGCCCCUUCAAUGGCUACAUUUUGUAAUCUUUCUAAAAUAGACGUUCAGGAACAAUUAGAGUCCUUUUGGAAAAUUGAGGAAGUUUCUAAUACGAAUCAAUCCGUUUACUCAGUAGAAGAAAAUAAUUGUGAGGAGCAUUUCGUAAAAAACUUUUAUAGAGAAGGUGAUGGCCGAUUUGUUGUUAAAUUACCUUUCAAAAAAAAACCUUUUUUUGGCCAAACUAAAGCGACUGAAGUCUGUAGAAAAAAGGGUGCUGAAUAAUAGUUACUUGAAUACGGAAUAUUCUAAAUUCAUGGAGGAUUAUUUCAAGUUGGGGCAUAUGUCUUUGGUAAACGAAUCUUUAGGGUCAGAAGUUAAAUUCAUUUUACCUCACCACUGUGUACUAAAAUCUAGUUCUUUGACUACUAAAGUACGGGUAGUUUUUGAUGGUUCCUGUAAAUCAACUAAUAAUAUCAGUCUGAUCGACAUUUUGAUGGUGGGUCCAAUCAUACAACCUGAUAUAUUUAAUACAUUGUUAAGAUUUAGAAAGCACCAAAUUGCCUUUACGGCAGAUAUAGAGAAGAUGUACCGACAAAUAAAGUUACAUCCCUCGGAUCGACAAUUUCAACAUAUAUUAUGGCGAGAAGAUAAGUCCAAAUCGGUUCAAGAAUAUGAACUUAAUACUGUAACUUACGCUUAGGUCCUAGUUCAUUUUUAGCCACCAGAUGCUUGAAGCAACUGGCUAUAGAAAAUUCAAAGGAUUUUCCCGAGGCAAGUCACGUUAUAGAAAACAAUUUCUACAUGGAUGAUUUAAUCUCAGGAACCGACAGCGUAGAAGACGCCAGUUAUUUAAUCAAACACUUGAUAAAUAUUCUUGGUUCUCCUUAGAGGACGUUUUUAGUUAUUCCGCUAACAAAUUAAGUAUAAAAACUUAUACCAAAAGAUCGAUUCUAUCUAUAAUAUCACAAGUUUUUGAUCCGUUGGGAUUAAUCGCCCCGGUGACAAUAACGGCAAAAAUUUUACUGCAAAAAUUGGGGUCACUCAAGGUAGAUUGGGACGAUGUUUUACCGGAUUACUAUGUUAAAUCGUUUUUAAAUUUUUAUGACAACAUAUGUGAAAUUAAUAAAUUAAAAAUAUCACGUUGUCUGAUAAUCAAUAAUGCCAUUGACUUAGAACUUCACAGUUUCACUGAUGCCUCCACAAGCGCUUAUGGAGCAGUAAUUUAUAUUUUAUCCCGAAAUAAUAUUGGCUAUAAGGUAAGUUUAGCUUGUGCAAAAUCCAAGGUAGCACCUUUGAAAACAAUUACCCUUCCCCGUCUGGAGCUUAUGGCAGCACUUUUAGGCGCACAAUUAGCUUCAAGGCUACUGGAAUCGUUGAAUUUAUCCUUUGAUAAAAUAAUGUUUUGGUGUGACUCCACAAUUACAUUGGCGUGAAUAAAAAGGGAACCUAGUACUCUUAAGACUUUUGUAGCUAACAGAAUAUCUCAAAUUCAAAGCUUAACGAUGGACAAUGAAUGGAGAUAUGUGCCUUCUUCGGAAAAUCCAGCCGAUUUCGUAUCAAGGGGAGUACAACCUUCAGAAAUUAGCUCAUAUAAAAUGUGGUGGAAUGGGCCCUCCUUUUUGCCGCAUUCUAGCCAAUGGCCUUUAGCUCCAAAUAAUGGUAUUACAAAUUUACCAGAAACAAAACUUUCUAUAAAUUUAUCCUUGGGAACACAGAUAUGCAAUGAUUUUGACAUAAUAUCUAAAUACUCUAAUUACAAAACUUUAUUGCAUGUGACUGCGUAUUUAUUUAGGUUUGCAUCGAAUUGCAAAAAGUCAGUAAAACUCAGAAAUUUAGGUGAACUAACUUUGGAAGAAAUUAAUAUCGCUAAAUGUACUUUGAUAAAAUCAGUACAGUACAAGAAUUUUAAACCAGAAAUAGACAAACUCAAAUCAGGAAAACAGAUUUCACAUAAAAGCAAAUUGCUUCAUCUUUCACCAUUCUUAGAUUCCGAAAACAUAUUGAGAGUUGGUGGCAGGCUGAACAAAUCUGAUCUAUUUUAUAACCAAAGGCAUCAAAUUAUCUUACCUUGUAAGGAUUAUUUCACAGAAUUAAUUGUUAAUCAUGAGCACAAAAGGCUUUUUCACGCUGGUACUCAAACAGUACUAGCUACCAUUCGAAAUGAGUUUUGGCCUCUUUCUGGUCGCCAAGCUAUCCGCAGAGUUUUACGAAAAUGUGUAAAAUGUUUUCGAGUACAGCCUACUGGACUAAUUCAAAAAAUGGGUGAACUACCUUCAUCAAGGGUUAACCCAUCAAAGCCAUUUCAUACGGUAGGUAUUGACUAUGCUGGCCCAUAUUUAAUAAAGGACAGCAAGCUGCGUAACAAGAAAUACAUUAAGUCUUAUAUAUGUUUGUUUAUAUGUUUUUCUUCCAAGGCCACUCACUUAGAACUAGUUAGUGAUCUUACCGCUGAUGGCUUCCUUAAUGCAUUCAAAAGAUUUAUUUCUCGUCGUGGUUUAUGUAGGCACAUUUAUUCAGAUAAUGCAAGUACCUUUGUAAAGGCUAAUAUCUAUUUAUUAAAGUAUUUUAAAUUAAGCCAAUCUCUAGUUGUUCAAGAGUUUAUAACCGAUAACUUGAUUACUUGGCAUUUCAAUCCUCCUUACUCUCCUCAUAUGGGAGGAUUGUGGGAACGUGCAGUUCGCUCUACUAAACACCAUUUGAAACGUGUACUUAACAACACUUACCUUACUUAUGAAGAAUUUUAUACUCUUCUAUCUCAAAUUGAGGGCAUCCUAAAUUCUCGUCCUCUCCUUCCUCUUACCGAAGAUCCUGAUGAUCUACAGCCUUUGACUCCAGCACACUUCUUAAUCGGUACUGCGAUUCAAACAAUUCCAGAGCCAGCUGUUCCUGCUGACCAUAAAAUUCAGUUAUCUCGAUACAAGCACAUUACUAUGAUGAUACAGCACUUUUGGACUAGGUGGUCCAAGGACUACUUGAACUUACUCCAGCAGCGACCCAAAUGGCGAGGUACUCAAAUUGACUCUAUCCAAGUGGGAUCUAUGGUGCUCUUAAAGGAAGAUGAUACCCCUCCAAUGAGUUGGAAAUUGGGACGCAUAGUAAAGACUCAUCCAGGCAGUGAUGGACUUGUUAGAGUAGUGACAGUAAAGACUUACAGUGGUAUCACUAAACGUGCCAUAAAUAAGAUAUGUGUUUUACCUAUAGACGAUUAAGGGUUAUUUGGUUGUACUUAUUUUUUACUUGUAUAUAAUUUUAUGCUAUGUUUAUUUCUUUAAUGUAUAUUUUUUUUCUUUUUGAAAGCUGGUACUUUCAAGGCCGGCGCUAUGUUUGAUUUUGUUUUAAUUUUAGUUUAAUUUUUAUUUAGAAAUUCAUUCUACUCUACGCCUCUGGCAGUCUCUCUUUCUUCGUUACUUGUCGUUUUUAUGUAGCGACACGAGAACGAGUAUGUGUAUUAUAUAGACCGAAGUAAGAACGUUUUUGGUUCUAAUAAAAGAAGCUUUGCUUCCAGAAAAUAAAUGGGACUUUGUUUCAUUUAAAAUAAAUAGAAAAUUUAAUUAUAAAAUAAAAUUAUACAGUCCACAUCAUUCAAUACAACAAUAACAUUAAUAUUCAUUCUACCUUAGAUAGGCCAAAGAGAGGGUUAAUUAACGGUCUUGGAUCAAUAGUAAAAACAAUUACAGGAAACUUGGACUCUGAAGAUGGAAAAAGAAUUAAUUCAAUUAUGGAACAUUUAAAACAAAACCAAGAAAACUUGCAAAAUCAAAUAAGAAUGCAAUAUUCUGUUAGUCACCAAAUAAUUGAUAAUUUUAAAAGACAAUUCAGGACAUUCAGUAUAAUGAAAAAAUAUAAAAAACGAAAAUAUUUGAGAUAAGAGAUAUUCUAGAUUUUCAAGCAAAUGCGGAAAAUAUUAAAUAUUUAAAAGAGUUAUUCAAUGAACUUCUUAUCACAUUCAAUGUAAAUGAAGACAUUUUAGAAACGGUUGAAAAUUCCUUGACCUUCUGUAAACUUACAACAUUACAUCCAAGUAUUAUAAAAUCUCACGAGUUAUUUGUAGAGUUGCAAAAAGUGCAUUAUUACUACCAAGCGGAAAUACCCUUUGAAUUAAAACAUAAAAAUAUUUUUGAAUUUGUAGCCGUCAUAGACGUAGUUUGUAAAGUAGAAAAUAAUCAAAUACAAUAUUAUCGAUACCCAUUAACUAUGAUAUUUUAUUUAAUCUUUUUUAUAUGUUACCUAUACCUACAGAAGUUGAAUCAGAAUACGUAACAAUACCUAA